Bubalus bubalis (water buffalo) is the source of this 2403-nucleotide messenger RNA. RefSeq names its product pancreatic lipase related protein 3 (gene PNLIPRP3). The transcript is spliced from 13 exons. The record is from RefSeq and is a predicted model, not a curated record. Gene Ontology annotation, biological process: lipid metabolic process. NCBI's taxonomy places the organism in Eukaryota, Metazoa, Chordata, Mammalia, Artiodactyla, Bovidae. The coding region runs from base 1 to 1554 and encodes 517 amino acids. Gene Ontology annotation, molecular function: triacylglycerol lipase activity; protein binding.
AUGGUACUAGGCUCUGGAGACACAAAGAUACCUUUCAUCAAGAGUUAUAAGUCUUAUAAGAAAAAGAAGACGUUCAGGGAAGACACAGUAUCCAAUCUUAUGUCUCUGGCCCAUUUUAAGGAGGACUAUCCUGUUGUGAAACACAGCCGUUCUCUGGGCCUGGUUCCUAUAAUACUAACACUCUAUCUUUUAGCUGCAGGGGAAGAAGUUUGCUAUGAAAGGGUGGGAUGCUUUAAAGAUGGUCUGCCAUGGACUGGGACCUUCUCAAGACAGUUUGCAGGGUUACCAUGGUCUCCAGAAAAGAUAAACACUCGCUUUCUGCUCUACACUAGACAGAAUCCCAAAGUCCAUCAGGAAGUCAGUGCAGUUAAUUAUUUAACUAUCCGAGCCUCACACUUUGCUACACACAAGAUCACACGUAUCAACAUACCUGGAUGGAAAUCAGAUGGCAAAUGGCAGCAAGACAUGUGCAAUGUACUGCUAAAAGUAGAAGAUGUGAACUGCAUUAAUUUAGACUGGAUUAACGGUUCACUGCAAUAUAUCCACGCGGUAAACAAUCUCCGCGUUGUUGGUGCUGAGGUGGCUUAUUUUAUUGAUGUCCUCGUGAAAAAAUUUGGAUAUUCCGCUUCUAAAGUACAUUUGAUUGGCCACAGCUUGGGAGCUCAUCUGGCUGGGGAAGCUGGGUCAAGGACGCCAGGCCUUGGAAGGAUAACUGGGUUGGACCCAGCAGGGCCGUGUUUCCAUGACACUCCAAAUGAAGUCAGGCUGGAUCCCUCAGAUGCCAACUUUGUUGAUGUUAUCCAUACAAAUGCUGUUCGCCUCUUCUUUGAGCUUGGUGUUGGAACCAUUAAUGCUUGUGGUCACCUUGACUUUUACCCAAAUGGAGGGAAGCACAUGCCAGGAUGUGAAGAUUUAAUUACACCUUUAUUUAAAUUUGAUCUCAAUAUUUACAAGGAAGAAGUGUUUUCCUUCUUUGAUUGCAACCAUGCCCGAAGUCAUCGCUUUUAUGCUGAAAGCAUUCUCAAUCCUGAUGCAUUUAUUGCUUAUCCUUGUAGAUCCUACAAAUCUUUUAAAGCAGGAAACUGCUUCCAUUGUCCCAAGGAAGGUUGCCCAACAAUGGGUCAUUUUGCUGACAGAUUUCACCUCAAAAAAAUGAAGCCUAAUAGAUUAUAUUAUUUUUUAAACACAGGGACUAUUUCGCCAUUUGCCCGUUGGAGGCACAAACUGUCUGUCAAACUUGAUGGGAACAACGUCACUCAAGGAAGUAUAUUUCUCCGUGUAGGUGGAACGAUUGGGAAGACAGGGGAGUUUGAGUUUGUCAGUGGAACACUGAAGCCAGGCAUGACUUAUACAGAUUUAAUUGAUGCAGACAUUAACGUUGGAAACAUUACAAGCAUUGAGUUCAUUUGGAAGGAGUAUUCAUUUGAACGUUCUCAGAGUAAGCUGGGAGCAGAAAUGGUGAUAGAUAUAUCUGGAAAAUAUGGAUAUAAAUCUGCUUUCUGUAGCCAAAACAUCGUAGGACCUAAUAUUGCCCAGAUCCUGAAACCAUGCUAAUCUCAGAUAUAUCACAUAUAAUCUUGAUGGAUUUACUUAAUGGGAGCAAUGGGAAAAUUAAUCUCCCUCUAGCUGGCAUCCAGACCAAACUUGGCCCUUGUAAAUGAGAUAGAAAGUGUUUUGGCUGCAAGGCAUGUGGGAUCUUAACUCCCCCACCAGAGUUUAAACACGCACCACCUGCAUUGAAAGGCAAGGUCUCAACUACUGGACCACCUGGGAAGUCCUGCUGGUCAUCUUUUAUUCAUUCAAAGGAUUAUGCCCGUACUAGCACUUCAUAGAUUUGAAAGGGCUAUACCAGUUAGAGUUGUAGGUAAAAUAAAACAUUGAGUGUCUUUGACUUUAGUUGCUAAAUGGCAGGGUAAGAGGAGAAAGGUGACAUUAAGAAGGUUUACAAGGGUUUGUGCCCUGGGAGGACUGGAAGAAAGGGGCAAAUUGUGUAAAGAUCCAGUUAUGGAAGAGGCAUUGACCUCUGCACUGUGCUUAGGGCUGGAGGAGGUCCAUCAUAAAUGUUUCUGCAGAAGUUAAGGAAAAUUCACAUAGCUGCUUAAGUUGCAUGUCUGUUUCCCCAGGCUCCUCAGAACAAAGUGAAUAAUAGAGAUCACCCUGUGUAAAAGAGCCCUCAAGUUUUGUUGACUCUGCAAGUCUUCAGAACAAGCAGAGCAUUUCAGGAACAGAAGUAUAAUUUAUGCCAAGUUACUGUUUGCCAGCCUUUUAAAAUCUAAGCUCAUGUUAGAGAAAUGUAAAAAUCUCAUGUCCCUUCUGGGGACUUUUCUCUUCUACUUGGGAAAAUCAAAUUUUUUUCAUAUACCCUCUGGCUAAAAAGAUUUGGUAUAUCUUUGCUUUCUGCAG